Raphanus sativus (radish) is the source of this 1917-nucleotide messenger RNA. Its product is annotated as amino acid transporter AVT6E-like. Lineage: Eukaryota; Viridiplantae; Streptophyta; Magnoliopsida; Brassicales; Brassicaceae. The transcript has a single exon. The coding region runs from base 329 to 1717 and encodes 462 amino acids. Gene Ontology annotation, biological process: amino acid transmembrane transport. The record is from RefSeq and is a predicted model, not a curated record. Gene Ontology annotation, molecular function: amino acid transmembrane transporter activity.
GAAAGAUAGAAAAUGAAUCUUAACAUUUACAUCCAGAAAAAGAAAAAGAUUAAAUGAAUCCUUUGUUUAAUAAAGGAGGCCACGUGUGAAGAAAAAUGCACCAAUAGCAAGAUAGAAGUUAAGUUCCCCUCUCUCCUUCAAAUCUAUCUCUCGCCGACGACUCAGGAACAACGACCAAUUGAGACAUCGUUGAUCCUUAACCCCAUUUUCACCAGAAGUUAAAAUAAAAAAAAAAGGUCUCCCCCUUUCGUCUCCCCCGAUCUCGGAUCAUAUCGAAUCGCGAUUUUAUAGAGAGAGAGAGAGAGAGUUUACAUCAGAUAUCGGCGAAAUGGAUAGCAGUUACUCUGCCAUCUCCAAAAACUCCUACGUCGAGUUACAGAAACAGAACAAGUUCCUUCCUCUCGACGACGAAGAAAAAAGCUUCGUCAACAACGGCCAUGCUCUCGAUUCCGGAUCUAACCAAGGAUCCGGGAUCUCCGGCGCCGUUUUCAACCUCACAACAUCAAUAAUCGGCGCCGGGAUCAUGGCAUUGCCGGCGACAAUGAAAGUCCUCGGCUUGGUCCUAGGCCUCCUCCUCAUCCUCCUCAUCGCGAUCCUCUCCGAGAUCAGCGUCGAGCUCCUCGUCAGAUUCUCCGCUCUCCACAACUCCAGAUCCUACGGCGAGGUCGUGCAGUCCGCGCUCGGGAAGCCCGCUAGGGUUCUCUCCGAGAUCUGCAUCGUCGUCAACAACGGCGGCUUCCUCGUCGUCUACCUCAUCAUCAUGGGUGACGUCAUGUCCGGUUCGCUCCACCACGUCGGGGUUUUGGAUCAGUGGCUAGGCAACGGGUUCUGGGACCACCGUAAAGUUUUGAUUUUGAUCGUCGUGGUCGUCUUUUUGGCUCCUCUCUGUGCUUUGAACAAGAUCGAUUCCUUGAGCGUCACGUCAGCUGCUUCCGUGGCUCUUGCUGUUGUGUUUGUCGUUGUUUGCUUUGUUGUCGCGGCGGUCAAGCUUGUUGAAGGCACGGUUGACGAUGCUCCGAGGAUGAGUCCUGAUUUUGGUUCUAAAGAAGCGGUUUUGGAUCUUCUCGUGGUGAUACCGAUAAUGACGAACGCUUACGUUUGUCAUUUCAAUGUCCAGCCGAUCUAUAACGAGCUCGAAGGUCGGACGCCUGCUAAGAUGAACCGUGUUGGGAGGAUCACGACGGCUGUUUGCGUUGUUGUCUAUGCUUCCACUGCUGUCUCUGGUUAUCUUCUCUUCGGUAAGGAUACUGAGUCGGAUAUUUUGACCAACUUUGACCGAGAUCUAGGCAUCCGGUUCAGCUCCGCGGUGAACUACGUUGUCAGAGUGGGGUACGUUCUUCAUUUAGUUCUCGUCUUCCCUGUGAUCCAUUUCUCGUUGCGAGAAACGGUGGAUACCUUGUUGUUUGAAGGCUCGCCUCCUCUGUGCGAAAGCAAGAAGAGAUCUUUGGGGCUCACGGUGGUCUUGCUGGCUCUUAUUUACAUUGGCUCGACGAUGAUUCCGAAUAUAUGGACUGCGUUCAAGUUCACAGGGGCAACGUCGGCGGUUUCGCUUGGUUUUACGUUCCCUGCUCUUAUAGCGUUGAGGUUAGGGAAGCGGAGCAAUUCGUUAAGCGCGGCGGAGAGAUCUGUUUCGUGGUUGAUGCUGAUCUUGGCGGUGGUGGUUAGUGUCGUGGGAACGCUUGGCAACGUUUAUAGUCUCAGAAGCAAAUCAGAUUGAUGCUUUUGUUUAGCGGGUUUCAAGAUCUUGUUAGAUUUAUACAAAUCAGAGAUUCUUAGUCCAGUACCGAACCGGAAGUCUUCGGUUUUGUGACUGCUGCAUGCACGUUUAGGGUCCAUAGAUUUCAUCGUACCGAUGCUGUAUACAGACCACGAUUCUUAUUGAUAUAUAUAUAUACGCAAUUUUGCUGUUUUUAUUAA